GUUCCAUAUCGACCCAGCCCACCCACAGCCUCCCCGGGUGCAGGACAGCAGCGUUUCUGUCGACAAGUAAAUCGUACUCGAUUCAAGGGCACCAGCCGGCUAGGGAAUGAUGGGGUCGUCGGCCCCCGAUCUGGAGCAGGCCUUUUUUAUGAGUUUCAUGAUUGA
Molecule: messenger RNA, 165 nt
Organism: Protopolystoma xenopodis
Lineage: Eukaryota; Metazoa; Platyhelminthes; Monogenea; Polystomatidea; Polystomatidae
Source: the annotation of a GenBank genome assembly